GCUUUGCCUCAAUCGCGAUAGGAAAGGAGCUCUGCGCAUGCGCACCGGAUGUAAACAAAGCAGCAUGGCACCGUGAGGCUCGGAGAGGUCUGACAGCAGCCGAGUUUAUCGGUUAUCAAUGAUCUUUUAAUAUAUUUCUGAUCAGAUAUCUGAGGUUGUGUGUUUGUGAUGACGGAGAAACAAAAUGGAGUCUGUGAAGAAACGACUGACUGAGUUUUCAGAGGAGGCUCACGAUCUGUAUCUGAACCAAUCAGUGCCCUACCUGGAGGAGCCACCGGACCCGCUGCACUUCUACCGACACUGGAUUGGUCCAAACAAGCCCUGCAUCAUCCGCAACGCUUUCAGCCAUUGGCCGGCUCUGUCCAGGUGGACGCCAGAGUACCUGAGGGAGAAGGUGGGGUCAAAGGUCAUCAGCGUCGCAGUGACUCCUAACGGCUACGCUGAUGCUGUUAACGGCGACCGCUUCGUGAUGCCGGAGGAGAGACGCAUGAGCUUUUCUUCUGUGCUCGAUAUCAUCGAGGGGAAGGUGCAGAAGCGUGGAGUGUUUUAUGUUCAGAAGCAGUGCUCUAACCUGCUGGACGAGCUGCCGGAGCUCACAGACGACGUGGAGCCUCAUGUGUCCUGGAUGAGCGCCGCACUCGGAAAGUUACCAGAUGCGGUGAAUUUUUGGCUUGGAGAGGCGAGCGCCGUCACGUCCAUGCACAAAGAUCACUAUGAGAAUCUGUACUGUGUGAUUUCUGGAGAGAAAAACUUCAUCCUGCUGCCGCCCACAGACCGACCCUUCAUCCCUUACGGUGUGUACCAGCCGGCUGUCUAUCGUCAGCAGGACGACGGGGAGUUUGAGGUCGUCGAUCAGAGCGACUCUGAGAAGGUCCCGUGGAUCCCUCUAGACCCUCUGGACCCGGACCUGGACCGGUACCCACAGUACCGGAGAGCUCAGCCGGUCCGCUGCAGCGUGAAGGCCGGAGAGAUGUUGUACCUGCCGUCCCUAUGGUUCCACCACGUCCAGCAGUCCCAAGGCUGCAUUGCAGUGAACUUCUGGUACGACAUGGAGUACGACAUCAAGUACAACUACUUCCAGCUGCUGGAGACGCUGUCUGAGGUCACGGGGUCAACGUGACGUCACCUGCAUGAUGUCAGAGUGAAAUAAUAAUAUGAAGCUACUGUAAAAUGUUUUGUUUAAAACUCUGCAGAAGUCUGGUUGAUUUCAUUAAGAUAUAAAUAUGUGAAUGACAUCAAAGCUAAAACUCACAUCAUGAAACAACAUCUUUAACAUUGUCCAAUGUUACACCUGGUGGACAGGUGUGUAGGAGAAUAAGAUACACCUGAGAAAAAAGCUGGUUUGUUUGAACAUUUUGUCCAGAAUAAAACGCUGCAUUCAUGUUUUUAAGUUUUCUUCAGCACCAAAGUAAUCCAGUGAUAGUGUCUGUACAUCCAUGGGUGCACUGCAGGAGCUGCCGAUGGAUCAUUCAGCAGACUUUGUAAAAGGUAUUUAUGUAACAAAUACCACGUUAAGAGUUCUAUAAAAAACUAUCACCUAGA
Messenger RNA from Cottoperca gobio, 1542 nucleotides. RefSeq names its product jumonji domain containing 7 (gene jmjd7). The transcript has 9 exons. NCBI's taxonomy places the organism in Eukaryota, Metazoa, Chordata, Actinopteri, Perciformes, Bovichtidae. The coding region runs from base 185 to 1120 and encodes 311 amino acids. The record is from RefSeq and is a predicted model, not a curated record.